AUGGACUUCAUAGAUCUUGACUCAUUUCUGGAGACUGUUGAUUUGCCGCAACCUCAACCUGCUUUGUCUCUACCUAUAUCGUCUAACAUUGAAAAUUUAGGCAAAAGAUUUACGUCGUUCAAUAGUUUAACGAAGAACUUUCUUAAUUUUGACGAAAAAGAGACAGAAGAAGAAGGCAUUGAGGUAAACAAUGAUGACCUUGAUAAUUAUAAUGGUGAAAAUUUAGCAGAAAAGUAUGCUAACUUGUCCUUGGGGGUAAUAGAAAAGGAGUCCAAUGAAGAUGAAUCAGCAGACGUGGCUGAGGAAGAUGGAGUGCCUAAAUCUAGCAGUUUAUCUAUCAGACUUUCUAGAGUACUUAACAAUUCACUCAGCGAUUCUCAGCUUAGAGAGCUCUUCAUCAAUUUGGAGGAAGAAUUCCCGGGAACUGCGGAGGAGAUAGAUGAGCUUAUUGAACCUGGGGUCGUUGGGUCGAUGGCUAGAAAGAAACUACGUGGAAGAUUGGAGAGUAGUCUUUUGGAUAACAAGAGUAAGAUUUUGAAAGAAUAUCAGCCUGCAGUCGAACUAUUUAAGUCAUUUGAAGAGAAAUUGAAGAGUCUAAACAGUUUGAAUAAUCUUACGAAUGAAAAGAUCAACAAGAACUAUGAAAGUUCUAAAAGUUUUAAUGUCGAAGUUAAGGAGCUUGAUAGACAAAGAAAGAUUAUUAGCUUGAAAAAAAGCCUUCUAGUCAAUUUUGGAAAACAGUUUUCUCUUAACGAAUAUGAAGAAUAUGUAUUGAAGAGUGGUGAUAUCAAUGAUGAAUUCUUUUCAACAUUAAAAAAAGCAGAGCAGGUCAACGAAAACUGUUCAAUAUUACUUUCAGUUGAUAACACUCAACUUGGAGUUAAGGUGAUGUCUAAAAUCAAUCAACUGAUAGAUAAGGCUGUGGAAAGAAUUGUAACAUAUACUAAUAGAACUUUGAGCAAUCUUUAUUCUUUAAACACUAAACUGAGAACAGUGACUUUACAUAAAUGCUUAAAAUACCUCAAGGGGAGAUUGAAUUACUUCAAUGUUGUUGUCGAUAACUUCACGAAGUCCAGGGCUAAACAGCUAGUGGAGGAAUUCAUGAAUCAGGUUAAUGGAAAUUUGGAACUAUCAUCUGGUGAUAACUUUUCGAGCUAUGAUUCUCCUAGACCUAUAUUUGUGGCAUCUCAUGAUCCGGUACGUUUUAUUGGAGACCUAUUGGCAUACGUUCAUUCAGUAGUGGUUAAUGAAUCUGAGACAAUCAUCAGCAUAUUCACCAUUGAUGAUCUUGGUGGCGAUCAAGAGCAAGAAGAAUUCAAGGAUAUAAUCGGAGAGAUUGUUGAAAAUACUCUAAAAUCGUUAUCUAGACCAAUCAAAUCAAGGGUCGAACAAACUAUUUCGUCAGAAACCAAAUUGGCAACAAUAUAUUCGAUUGACAAUUUAUUGGAGCUCUACUUUUUCAUGCUCUCUAAGCAAUUGAAAAAUACUAGUGCAAUACUCGCUUCGAUCAACGAAUUGGUUGGUUUGACUCAAGACAAAAUUAUCAAUACUAUCGGCAAUAGGUUGGCAACGAUUGAGGCAAGUAACCUGGCUCAAUUAGAGUUGAAUUUGGACUUGCAGCCGCCAGAAUGGACAAUGGAAUUCUAUUCUGAAAUCAUACCAUUAAUCGAACAGUCGACCACGGACACGUUACUCAACUUUCCUCCUGAUAGUAAUCAAAAAUUGAUAAAAUUAAUAGUUGACCGUCCAAUUGGAAUAUUCUAUCAUCAUGUUGAGAGCAACAAGCUCUUUGGAAAUAAGAGGGACUCUUUGAUAAUCAAGGAGAACUUCUUAGAUUUCGUUAUUUCGAGAAUAAUGCCACUUGCUCAAUUUAAUGAUAAAGUUUUGGAAAUUAGUGAAACGAUGGACAAAUUGACAGAAGAACUAACAGAUCUUCAAUUUACUAAUAUUAUUAAAGAAUGCGGUAUUUACGAUCUCUAUAACGUCAUUUGCAUGAUUUGCCCUCUUACGGAUGACUUCUUUGAUGUUUCCAUUUAUGAGCCAAUAACCCAAAAUAAAUUGUUCACCAAAGAUAAAAUAGAUGAGAUAAAUCAAAUUGUUCAGGAAUUUUUGCCAAACGCAUUAAUAAAGGUCCAGGACUCAUUAAUGAAGGUAAAUUCACCUCUUGUGGUGAAUAAUGUGACUUCUGAGUCAUCCAUGAGGUUCACUAAAUUCUAUAAAUGCUUUAAUUUGAUAUCAGAGGAAUACUUACAGACCCUGUUGACAUGGUCUGUUAUGGAAGUUGCGACAUUAUUAGGAGUUGAAGAAGAUUUCUUGAGAUCUGAGGAUCAAUUGAAGUUGGAGUCAUGA
Messenger RNA from Priceomyces carsonii, 2349 nucleotides. RefSeq names its product Golgi transport complex subunit. The record is from RefSeq and is a predicted model, not a curated record. Bases 1 to 2349 code for a protein of 782 amino acids. Gene Ontology annotation, biological process: intra-Golgi vesicle-mediated transport. Gene Ontology annotation, cellular component: COG complex. The transcript has a single exon. NCBI's taxonomy places the organism in Eukaryota, Fungi, Ascomycota, Pichiomycetes, Serinales, Debaryomycetaceae.